This is a messenger RNA of Microthlaspi erraticum, 249 nucleotides long. The record is from the annotation of a GenBank genome assembly. Lineage: Eukaryota; Viridiplantae; Streptophyta; Magnoliopsida; Brassicales; Brassicaceae.
AUGAAGUGGCUAAGUGUGUGCAGGUGUGUUAAGUUUAGGGCGCGAGACCGAUGGCUCAAGGGAAAUGUUUUUAAAAGUAUAAGUGGCAAUGGAAUGCGAGCAGCUACAGGUUCUUACAGCAAUCUGUUCCGAGUGUUUGGUGUUUCCCCGGGAAGUAAUGAGACUGCAACCUUAGAAGCAAGCAGAAACCCAACGAGGAGACAUGUUCCAAUUCCCCCUCGAGGCCAUCCAGAUCCUUAUGCAAUAUAA